Diabrotica virgifera virgifera (western corn rootworm) is the source of this 890-nucleotide messenger RNA. RefSeq names its product mitochondrial import inner membrane translocase subunit Tim22. Gene Ontology annotation, cellular component: TIM22 mitochondrial import inner membrane insertion complex. Gene Ontology annotation, biological process: protein insertion into mitochondrial inner membrane. Gene Ontology annotation, molecular function: transmembrane protein transporter activity. The transcript is spliced from 4 exons. NCBI's taxonomy places the organism in Eukaryota, Metazoa, Arthropoda, Insecta, Coleoptera, Chrysomelidae. The record is from RefSeq and is a predicted model, not a curated record. Bases 274 to 828 code for a protein of 184 amino acids.
GACAUAGACAUAACCUGACGUAACCUUACUUCUUACUUUCUUAUUUAAAACUUACAGAAAUUGGGGUUUGAGUACUAUUCAAAUUUUGAAUCGUAUUUAAAUUAUUGUACAGAGAAAUCAAUGUGAAUAAAAACAAUUUUAAUUUGUGAUGACUAAAAUUAUUAUAAGACGUUAAAAAAUAAAUAAAUGUAAAUUAUUGAGACCAUAGAUAUAUUGAGACAGGUUUGGAGUUUGCAGAUAACAGAAAAGUAGUAAAAUUAGUAAACCCAAAACAUGUCGAAUUCACAGGAAAAAAGAUCUUUUACGACAGAAGAAUGGAACUAUCUUACAAAGUAUUUUGUUGGAAAUACAUUUCGAUAUAGAGAUAACAUUAUAAUACCUAAAGGUGUUGGACCCAUUCAAAUAAAAACAAAUGAAGAAAAGAUGGUAGAAUCUUUUUUUGAGAGCUGUGCUUUUAAGUCUCUGAUGAGUUGUGUAGUAGGAUAUGGAUUAGGAGCAGCUAUAGGUUUGUUUUCAUCAAGUAUGGGUCCUGCUUCAGUUACAGAUACUGCAGAACCUCAAACUGCAAGGCAGGUAUUUAGAGAAAUGAAAACUACAACUUUGGGUUAUGCAAAGAAUUUUGCAGUGAUAGGAGCUCUGUUUUCUGGAGUCGAAUGUAUUAUAGAAUCAUCAAGGGGUAAGUCAGAUUGGAAAAAUGGGACAUAUGCUGGGGCAGUAACAGGUGGAUUAAUUGGAUUAAGGGCUGGUGUAAAAGCCGGAGUAGUGGGAGCAAUGGGCUUUGCAGCAUUUUCAACAGCUAUUGAUUAUUAUAUGCAUAGCAGAUUCUGAUUUUAUUUUUUGUAGAUAAUAUUGUUUAAUGUAUGUUGUAAAUAAAUAAUUGAUUACUACAA